UAGAUUCAACUGUAAUUUAUUCAAUUGUAAAUAUGAUAAAUUAAACUACAAUCGUAUGAUUGAUUUUAGGCAUUCAAUAUGAUUUUAAAUUCAAGUGUUUUUGAAGCAAAUAUUUCUAUAGUUGAUUUUUUCAAUCAUAUAGAUUUGAACCUAAAUUUGAGUUCCCGUGCGCGAGAGUGUAGUGUUCAUCCCAUCAGCGUAAAAAAGAAAAGAAAACAACGGCCAAACACAAAGUUAAAAUUGAAAGUUUUUCUAACAUUUUACAUAAUUUAAUCAAUUAUUUAUCUUUUCCUCAUCUAGGUUAUUAGCUUCUAAUGGGAGAAUUAAUUGCGGUGCCAAUACCAUCGGAAGCGUAUCAUCUUAGGACCGCCAGACCAGCUUUCAACACCAGCAGUACAAAAACAGCAGUGCGGAAUAUAAGGUCCCGGACUUUUCCAGCGAGCACCACUUGCAGGAUGUUGACCGAGCGGGGAGCCAGGACAAAAGAGCAGAUGUGUUUCCAAACUCGAAUGGUUGGAAGACAGAAACUUCCGACGGAAACCCAAAAACGGAAAGGAGUGAGAAGUUCCCCGGAAGGAGCGUUCCAAUACAGGAUUUUCAAGGGAGCUGGCGAGUCUAAACUUUCAAACAUGUAAUUCACUCGUUUCAAUCGAAAGCUGGAAAAUACUUGGGACUUAAAAUUCCUAAAAUGUCAAAAAACUUUAAAAAAAACACCGAAAAACC
Uranotaenia lowii is the source of this 723-nucleotide messenger RNA. RefSeq lists its product as uncharacterized. The coding region runs from base 315 to 635 and encodes 106 amino acids. The transcript has 3 exons. The record is from RefSeq and is a predicted model, not a curated record. NCBI's taxonomy places the organism in Eukaryota, Metazoa, Arthropoda, Insecta, Diptera, Culicidae.